Molecule: messenger RNA, 2089 nt
Organism: Amaranthus tricolor (Joseph's coat)
Lineage: Eukaryota; Viridiplantae; Streptophyta; Magnoliopsida; Caryophyllales; Amaranthaceae
Product: NEDD8-activating enzyme E1 regulatory subunit AXR1-like
Exons: 14
Coding region: 133-1704 (523 amino acids)
Biological process (GO): protein neddylation
Cellular component (GO): cytoplasm
Molecular function (GO): NEDD8 activating enzyme activity
Source: RefSeq, a predicted model, not a curated record
GGUUGCCUACUCGCUGGUCUGCUUUCCGUCUUCUGCCCGCAGUGUUUCUACUUCGGCAUUCCAUUUCCGACGCAUAAAAGCGUCCUGCCGAGUUCAAAAAUUCGCCAGUGGUUGCGUAGCAAGCAAGCAAAAAUGGCGGAACCUAAAAUCAAAUACGAUCGACAGCUUAGGAUUUGGGGUGAGCAAGGGCAAGCAGCAUUAGAGAAGGCAAGUGUUUGCUUGCUGAAUUGUGGACCUACUGGCUCGGAAAGUUUGAAAAAUUUGGUUCUUGGUGGGAUUGGAAGCAUCACUAUUGUUGAUGGAUCGAAGGUCGAAGUUGGUGAUCUUGGAAAUAACUUUAUGGUGGAUGAAACAAGUCUCGGUGAAUCAAAGGCAAAAUGCGUAUGUGCAUUUUUGCAAGAGCUCAAUGAUGCUGUGAACGCAAAGUUUAUUGAAGAAUUUCCGGAAAAGCUAAUAGAGUCAAAUGCAUUAUUCUUUUCCCAAUUUACUUUAGUGAUAGCUACUCAGUUGGUGGAAGAAAAGAUGGCAAAGCUUGAUAAAAUCUGUAGGGAGGCGAAUGUGAUGUUAGUAGUUGCUCGGUCAUAUGGCUUAACUGGCAUUGUUCGUGUUAGUGUAAAGGAGCACACUGUGAUUGAUACCAAGCCUGACCAUUUCUUGGAUGAUCUUCGGUUAAAUAAUCCAUGGCCAGAACUCAAGAGGUUUGUAGAAUCCAUUGAUAUCAAUGUACCAGAUCCUGUUGCUCACAAGCACAUACCUUAUGUUGUGAUUCUUAUAAAGAUGGCUGAUGAAUGGGCUCAAAAUCAUGGUGGUGCCCUUCCAUCAACUAGAGAAGAGAAGUUAGAGUUUAAGAAUCUUCUUAAAUCGAGGAUGAUUGGUCUUGAUGAAGAUAACUAUAAAGAAGCUAUUGAUGCCUCCUUUAAGCUUUUUGCUCCUCACGGAAUCAGUCCAAAUCUUCUGCGAAUAUUGAAAGACAGUUCUGCUGAAAUUGAUUCCAAUUCAUCUGAUUUUUGGGUGAUGGUGGCAGCUUUGAAGGAAUUUGUUGCCCAUGAAGGAGCUGGUGAAGUUCCACUUGAAGGAUCAAUUCCGGAUAUGACAUCUUCAACAGAGCAUUACGUGAAUCUCCAAAAGGUAUACCAAGCUAAGGCUGAAGCAGACAUCCUUGCUAUGGAGCAGCAUGUGCAAAAUCUUUUGAAGAAAAUUGGAAGAAAUCCAAUGAGUAUUUCCAAAAUGACUAUAAAAGGUUUCUGCAAGAAUGCAAGAAAGCUCACUGUAUGUAGAUACCGAAUGAUUGAGGAAGAGUUGAAUUCUCCUAAUCUUGCUGAGUUGCAAAAGUAUUUGACAGACGAGGAGUACAGUACAGCUGUGGGGUUUUACAUCUUGUUGCGAGCUGUUGACCGCUUUGCUGCUAACUACAACAGUUUUCCAGGCCAAUUUGAUGGAGAGAUAGAUGAAGAUGUAUCUCGAUUGAAAACUGCAGCAGUAAGCUUGCUUAGUGAUCUGGGCUGCAAUGGCUCAAUCUUGGCCGAGGAUCUUAUUUAUGAAAUAUGUCGGUUUGGGGCCGCAGAGCUCCAUGUGGUUGCUGCUUUCAUAGGUGGUAUCGCUUCACAGGAAGUAAUAAAGCUUAUUACGAAACAAUUCGUCCCCAUGAACGGAACGUUCAUUUUCAACGGCAUCGAUCACAAAUCUCAGCUAGUGUCCCUAUAAUAACCAACAAGCAUUUCAACCCGAAUCUCAUUCAGGUUGGUGGAAUAUGGCUACCAUUCUGCCGUUGAAGAAUACUGUAAGUUUCUGUCCUGGAGCAAAGCUACUUAAUGUUCGUAUUUCAAGAACUCAACUGUCAAGGACUUAGAAGUAGAUUAGGUGGAGAAUGCCUAUUAGGUGAGGCCGGUACGCCGGUAGAUCGAUUUUUUUUGUAUUAUUGAGGGACACCUGAAAGUUGUAAGUCGAAAGUCGAAAGCUGAACUCUCCAAGCCCUUUUCAAAAUUGUUAUCAUAUUUAAAAUUGCACAACUCUAUUCAGUAAGUACUUCAGAUAUUUGCUUGAUUUGCAUAUCAAAUUUCAUGAAUUGGACAUGAAAAUUUGAAUCAAA